Messenger RNA from Pistacia vera, 1492 nucleotides. Its product is annotated as serine/threonine-protein kinase 16. Lineage: Eukaryota; Viridiplantae; Streptophyta; Magnoliopsida; Sapindales; Anacardiaceae. Gene Ontology annotation, biological process: protein phosphorylation. Gene Ontology annotation, cellular component: cytoplasm. The transcript is spliced from 6 exons. The record is from RefSeq and is a predicted model, not a curated record. The coding region runs from base 106 to 1143 and encodes 345 amino acids. Gene Ontology annotation, molecular function: protein serine/threonine kinase activity; ATP binding.
UAAUAAUAACGAAAAUAUAAAAAAAAACCUUCCUUCAAGAUCUGUUAAUGAGAAUCUGAAGAUCCAUUUCGUCUUCUUUGGAAAGCGUUUGAGAGAGAGAGAGGGAUGGGGUGUACGUUCUCCGGUCUAAACGCGCUGUACGACGCCGUUAAUGGCGGAGGGGACGUCUGGAUCAACGAAAACAGGUUCAGGAUCUUGCGGCAGCUCGGCGAGGGUGGAUUUGCCUACGUCUUUUUGGUCAAAGAAGUCAUCACCGACACCUCUUCUGUUACCUCCGGUGGUCUCGCCAAGAAAGUCAAAGACACGUCUCACCUCUCCGAUGAUGGAACUUAUGCAAUGAAGAAAGUUCUGAUUCAGAACAAUGAGCAGCUGGAGUUGGUGAGAGAGGAGAUUCGUGUUUCGUCUUUAUUUAGUCACCGAAAUCUGCUUCCGCUUCUUGAUCACGCCAUAAUUGCUAUUAAGAAUAACCAAGAAGGAUCGUGGAAUCAUGAAGCAUACUUGUUAUUUCCAGUUCAUUUGGAUGGAACCCUACUGGACAAUGCCAAAGCUAUGAAAGCAAAGAAGGAAUUCUUUUCUACAUCAGAUGUUCUCCAAAUUUUUCGCCAGCUUUGUGCAGGACUCAAACACAUGCACAGUCUUGAACCUCCAUAUGCUCAUAAUGAUGUCAAACCUGGUAAUGUUCUUAUUACUCAUAGAAAAGGCCAACCGCCUCUCGCAAUAUUGAUGGAUUUUGGGAGUGCUCGACCUGCAAGGAGGCAAAUUCGGUCUCGUUCAGAAGCUUUGCAGUUGCAGGAAUGGGCAGCUACACAUUGUUCCGCACCUUACAGGGCUCCUGAGCUGUGGGACUGCCCAAGCCAUGCUGAUAUUGAUGAGAGAACUGAUAUUUGGUCACUAGGAUGCACUUUAUAUGCAAUAAUGUAUGGAGUAUCUCCAUUUGAGUAUGCACUAGGAGAGUCUGGAGGAAGCCUGCAAUUGGCUGUUGUAAAUGCACAAAUAAAAUGGCCAGCUGGACCAAAUCCCCCAUAUCCAGACGCUCUCCACAAGUUUGUUACAUGGAUGCUUCAGUCUCAGGCUGCAGUUCGCCCCUGCAUCGACGAUAUCAUAAUUCAUGUUGACAAGUUGAUUGUAAAAUUUUCUGAGUGAGAUGAUGUGGUAAAAGACAGUGGAAUACACGGGUUGACUGAGUAAACUUUGGCAGAUUGGGCUAUAACCGCAGGUCAUCCAGCACAUAUGUUGUAGUUAGAAGUGGAAACAGAAGUGAAAGCAAUACCAAUUUGAAGUUAAAAUAUUGCACAGAUAAUUGCAUUUUGAAGUAAUUUUGGCAGUUGUGCAUUGAAUCCAUAUUAUUAGUGUAUUGUUUUUGUGGCAACCAUUUAAUUUUAUCAUCUGUAAUUUAUUAAAGUUCAGAUCUCCUGUUGCACACCAAGAUUCAUUUGUGUAGUAAAUCCACAAUAAUUUGUGAUAUGAUCUCUUAAUUUUUGUUUAUAGUUAA